Messenger RNA from Paraphaeosphaeria sporulosa, 1927 nucleotides. Its product is annotated as FAD-binding domain-containing protein. Lineage: Eukaryota; Fungi; Ascomycota; Dothideomycetes; Pleosporales; Didymosphaeriaceae. Bases 216 to 1730 code for a protein of 504 amino acids. The transcript has a single exon. Gene Ontology annotation, biological process: steroid metabolic process. The record is from RefSeq and is a predicted model, not a curated record. Gene Ontology annotation, cellular component: membrane; cytoplasm. Gene Ontology annotation, molecular function: FAD binding; Delta24(24-1) sterol reductase activity.
CAUCUUUCUUUCUGUUUUGGGACGUUUCCGGAAGCCACGGAACAGGCUCCACAUGCUAAGACAUCAGCUCGAGAUCCGUAGGCUCGCUUAGCCGAGUACUCGUCGACUGUUCUACAUCCCAACGCUCGGCCCCGGGAACCUACAACCCUACACUCGCGAUGCCUACUACGUCAAGAGAAUAGAACCCGCUGCGACGGGAAUAAUAAGUGACGGGUAUGGACAACCACGACUUCGCCGUCGAGCGCAUUCGCUCCCGCAUUGUACACUUUUACAAUACCAAAACCGCAUUCCGCGUUUAUCACGGCAGCACAAACUCCACGCGCCAUGCGAACUUCGACCGCGCCUCUAUCCUUGACGUUAGCGCUCUUAACAAUGUUCUCUCUAUCGAUCCAGCCACCAAAACUGCCGUCGUCGAACCCAAUGUCCCCAUGGAUGCCCUCGUCCGCGAGACGAUGAAAGUAGGCCUCCUUCCGCCUGUCGUCAUGGAAUUCCCUGGAAUAACCGUCGGUGGAGGCUUCGUCGGUACCGCGGGUGAAAGCAGCAGUUUCAAGUACGGGUUCUUCGACCGGACCGUACUGAGCGCCGAAGUUGUCCUCGCAAAUGGGGAUGUAGCCCACGCAUCAUCGACAGACAAUCAAGAGCUAUUUGAGGGCCUUCGAGGCAGUUUCGGCACGCUGGGCGUGUUAACAUCCGUCAAAUUGCAACUCAUCGACAUGAAAUCCCACGUCGAGGUCACGUACCACCCCACAACCUCCAUCUCCUCCGCAAUGUCCCAGCUCCGAGCCGAAACCGCAUCCGCAACCGCCGACUACAUCGACGGCAUCCUCUUCUCCCCCACCUCCGGCGCCAUCAUAACCGGCCGCCUCACCUCCACCCCAUCCCCAACCCUCCCUACCCGCACCUUCUCCCGCCCCUGGGAUCCCUGGUUUUACUUGCAUGCGUGGCGCCUCGCGUCCAGCCCUAGCCCGACCACCGAAUGCGUCCCCAUCCAGGACUACCUCUUCCGCUACGACCGCGGUGCCUUUUGGAUGGGCAGCUACGGCUUCGCGCACUUCCGCGUGCCCUUUACCUGGUUGACGCGCCUGCUCCUCGACUACUUCAUGCACACCCGCGUCAUGUACCACGCGCUGCACGCGAGCGGGCACACCGACCGCUACAUCAUCCACGACAUUGCGUUCCCGGCGCCAAAUGCGGCAGAGUUCGCGGAGUACGUUGACAAGACGUAUGGGAUUUAUCCGUUGUGGCUGUGCCCUGUGCGUAAAGACGGGCGGUCGUCAAUGGGGCAUCCGCGCUCUUUCUCCGGCGAAGUGCCAGGGAAGACUCUCGGCGCGGUGUACGAAGGCGCGUACAUCAAUGUCGGCGUGUGGGGCCCGUAUCCCUCCGAUGAAGCCGAGUACGUGCGUGCAAAUCGCGAGAUUGAAGCGAAAGCGCGGUCCCUUGGCGGGUUGAAGUGGCUGUACUCGCGCGUGUUCUAUACAGAAGAUGAAUGGUGGAGCAUCUAUGACAAAGAGCGGUAUGAGGUGCUGCGCGCAAAGUUCAACGCGGAGAGUCUGCCGAGCGUGUGGGAAAAGGUCAGGGAUAGAGGGCCGAGGCGGGAGUUUGGGACCGGGUGGAAGGCGUGGGUUAAGAGGGUACUUUGGAAGAGUGAGGUGGCGAGGGGGUUGUAUGGGGUGUGGAAGGCGAUGGGGGGCGGAGACUAUGUAUUGAGUAAGAAGGGAAAGACAGCAUAGCGCGGCUGAAAUAAGAGAAGGUGGAUGAUAUCGCUAUGCUACAUACUCUCUUUUCCUGUUAUUCGGAGGAACUCUUUACGGACUUCUUCCCACGCCCAUACAUCUCUCUUUUGCACCCGCAUAUCGCGAAGGACCUGCAGCACCGCCUCGCAACCGCUCUCCCCCUUCUCGUCAAUAGUGUACACCCCGCUGCCCGC